Knipowitschia caucasica is the source of this 1047-nucleotide messenger RNA. NCBI's taxonomy places the organism in Eukaryota, Metazoa, Chordata, Actinopteri, Gobiiformes, Gobiidae. The record is from the annotation of a GenBank genome assembly.
AUGUUCAGGAGUCAGACCUUCUCCGUGAGGCGGCGCUUCAGUGACUUCCUGGGUCUGUACGAGAAGCUGUCGGUGAAACAGUGUCUGCAGGGCUGCAUCAUCCCCCCCCCGCCCGAGAAGAGCGUCAUGGGAAUGACCAAGGUGAAGGUGGGGAUGGACGAUCCGUCGUCUGUGGAGUUUGUGGAGAGGAGGAGAGCAGCUCUGGAGAGGUACCUCCAGAGAAUAGUGAGCCACCCCACGCUGCUGCAGGACCCUGAUGUGAGAGAGUUCCUGGAGAGAGAAGAGCUGCCCAGAGCCGUGAACACUCAGGCCCUCAGUGGAGCAGGAUUCCUCAAAAUGAUCAACAAAGCUUCAGACGCAGUCAACAAGAUGACCAUCAAGAUGAACGAGGCCGACACCUGGUUUGAAGACAAGUUCCAGGAGGUGGAGAACGAGGAGCAGCAGCUGAGGAAGCUCAGUGCUGUAGUGGACUCUCUGGUCAAUCACCGCAAAGAGCUCUGCAUGAACACGGCGCUGUUUGCUAAGAGCAUGGCGAUGUUGGGGAACUCUGAGGACAACACGGCGCUGUCGCGGGCGCUGUCUCAGCUCGCCGAGGUCGAGGACAAGAUGGAGGCGCUGCACCAGGAGCAGGCCGCCAACGACUUCUUUGUCCUGGGGGAGCUGCUUUGUGACUACAUCCGCCUGGUGGGGGCCGUGAGGGGCUGUUUUGACCAGCGCAUGAGGGCGUGGCAGCGGUGGCAGGACGCUCAGAGCUCACUGCAGAAGAAGAGAGAAGCUGAGGCCAAACUGCUGUGGGCCAACAAGCCGGACAAACUGCAGCAGGCCAAAGAUGACAUCACCGAGUGGGAGUCCAGAGUGACGCAGUACGAGAGAGACUUCGACAGAGUGGGCAUGAUGGUGCGCAAAGAGGUGCUGCGCUUCGAGAAGGAGAAGGUGAAGGACUUCAAGAGUCAGAUCAUCAGAUACUUGGAGUCAAUGCUACAGUCUCAACAAAGACUGAUAAAGUUCUGGGAGGCUUUUCUCCCCGAGGCCAAAGCCAUCGCCUGA